AUGAGCACAGAGAUUGAGUUCCAGAGAGUGGGGGCAGCUGCAGGGAAGGCUCGGACCCUCAAGGUUCAGAAGGCUCAGUCCCCCAAGGUUCAGAAGGCUCAGUCCUCCAAGGUUCAGAAGGAUCAGUCCUCCAAAGUUCAGAAGGCUCAGUCCCCCAAGGUUCAGAAGGCUCAGUCCUCCAAGGUUCAGAAGGCUCAGUCCUCCAAGGUUCAGAAGGCUCAGUCCUCCAAGGUUCAGAAGGCUCAGUCCUCCAAGGUUCAGAAGGUUCAGUCCUCCAAGGUUCAGAAGGAUCAGUCCCCAAAGGUUCAGAAGGCUCAGUCCUCCAAGGUUCAGAAGGCUCAGUCCUCCAAGGUUCAGAAGGCUCAGUUCUCCUAG
Messenger RNA from Knipowitschia caucasica, 375 nucleotides. Lineage: Eukaryota; Metazoa; Chordata; Actinopteri; Gobiiformes; Gobiidae. The record is from the annotation of a GenBank genome assembly.